AACAACUGUAGCAAUUUUCGCAGAGGUGAAGAGCCUUCGAUCGGGAAGACCGGCUGCCCAGGGGGAAUUUUCUUCGAUUGCAAUUAUUCACGUCUCUGAAGACGAGGUCACCAUUGGGGUCCUGGUCGCUCCACGAAUAAUUUUAACGACUUUGACAAUUUUACGGCACUAUGACCACCGAGAUAUCAGAAUCCAAUUGGGAUGCUUAACAGUAGACAGUUGCGAGACUCCACUACUGCGACCUACUUACUAUAUUCCGAAUGUGCCAUAUUCGACUGUGAUGAUUGUUCUUCCGGCAAGUGUCGAGAGGAGCCGUACAGUUAAACCAGUGCCAAUAGGCUCUUCAGCAGGUUAUACUGGCCGAAUGUGUACGUUCGUGGCAUUUGAUUCUGAAGAUGAUCCGGCGAUAGCUUCGAUAGACGUUCAAAUUUUGGGGCGAAGCUUGUGUCGAUCAGUGCUUAGAGUGGCUAUACCUGAGGAGCACGCGUGCUUUGAUGAUUCAUCCGUGCCUUCACGCAUCACCGAGGACGACUAUGGCGGCCCAAUCUUUUGCGAUGGAAUUGUGAUUGGAAUUAUGGUCAACUAUAAUAUAACUGCUGGAAGAUCACGUGCGCUACAAGGCAUGAGCAAUUUCACUAUGUUUGACCAAUUACCUGAUCUGGGCUCAUUACCAUUACUCUAUCGAGCAGCAGUCAGGAGAUAAAAUCUUAUUAUAUAUUCUUAUGAUUACACCGAAUUCCAUCCCGUGAAUUUUUUGGCGAACGCUAUUUGAACUAUCAUAAAAUGAUCGAUCUAUUGCUGAGCUCUUCGCCAUAUUGUCGAUAUCGAUUUUAGCGGUUCCUCAUGUUUGGGUUACGAUAAUUUGACGAAGAGCUAGGGAUGGAUCGGCCAUCUUAUAUCUUAUCUCUUUUUACAAAAUAAUAUUCCACUUUGGAAUAAUGGUUUUUCGAUGUUGUCGAUGCAUAUAAGAUCUGUUUAAUUUCAAUAAAGUAACGCAAUAAUCAUAAUAA
Molecule: messenger RNA, 1010 nt
Organism: Fopius arisanus
Lineage: Eukaryota; Metazoa; Arthropoda; Insecta; Hymenoptera; Braconidae
Exons: 4
Coding region: 281-703 (140 amino acids)
Biological process (GO): proteolysis
Molecular function (GO): serine-type endopeptidase activity
Source: RefSeq, a predicted model, not a curated record